Molecule: messenger RNA, 9174 nt
Organism: Schistocerca piceifrons (Central American locust)
Lineage: Eukaryota; Metazoa; Arthropoda; Insecta; Orthoptera; Acrididae
Product: urocanate hydratase-like
Exons: 15
Coding region: 2-2050 (682 amino acids)
Biological process (GO): L-histidine catabolic process
Molecular function (GO): urocanate hydratase activity
Source: RefSeq, a predicted model, not a curated record
CAUGGCUCCGGAAAGCGAGUGCGAGACCGACCUGCGCGUGCUGGCCGCCGGCAUCCCGCUGCCGCCCCCGCCGCCCCCGCUCGGCAGGGACCCCGCCGUGCCGCACGCCCCCGUGCGCACGCACCGCCUCACCACCGACCAGAAGAGGCUGGCGGUGAAGAACGCGCUGCGCUACUUCCCGCUGGAGUACCACUCCAGACUGGCCCCAGAGUUCGCCCAGGAGCUGAACGAGUACGGACACAUCUACAUGUACCGCCUAAUGCCCAAGUUCCCUGUCAGGGCUUAUCCACUGCAACUUCUGCCUGCCCGUUGUCCGGAGGCGGCGGCCAUCAUGCUGAUGAUCCUCAACAACCUAGACCCGGCGGUGGCGCAGUUCCCACACGAGCUCGUCACCUACGGGGGCAACGGACAGGUCUUCUCCAACUGGGCACAGUUCUGGCUGGUGAUGCGCUAUCUGUCUUCGCUGGAGCGCGACCAGACGCUGGUGCUGUACUCGGGCCAUCCGCUGGGGGUGUUCCCGUCGCCCGCGUCGGCGCCGCGGCUCGUCAUCACCAACGGUAUGGUGGUGCCCAACUACUCCACCAGGAAGCACUACGACGACAUGUUUGCACUCGGAGUCACCAUGUACGGCCAGAUGACCGCGGGAAGCUUCUGUUACAUCGGGCCGCAGGGCAUCGUCCACGGCACUACGAUCACGCUGAUGAGCGCUGGCCGCAAGUACCUGGGCUGCGACAGCCUGGCGGGCAAGGUGUUCGUGACGGCCGGCCUGGGCGGCAUGAGCGGCGCGCAGGCCAAGGCCGCCGUCAUCGCCGGCUGCGUCGGCGUCAUCGCAGAGGUGAGCGAAGAGGCGCUGCAGAAGCGGCUACGCCAGGGCUGGCUGUGCGAGGUGGAGGGCGACCUCAACAAGCUGAUCCAGCGCAUCAGGGAGGCCCGCCGCAAAAAGGAGGCGACCAGCAUUGGCUACCACGGCAACAUUGUGAACCUGUGGGAGCGACUGGUGAGGGAACUUCGCGAGAAGGGCGACCUGCUGGUGGAUCUGGGGUCGGACCAGACGUCUUGCCACAAUCCCUUCCAGGGCGGCUACUACCCUGUGCAGCUGGACUUCCAUGAGGCGCAGAAGGUGCUGUCUGAAGAGCCGGAGCGUUUCUCGUCGAUGGUGCAGGCGAGCCUGGUGCGGCACGUGGAGGCGGUGAACGAGCUGUCGGCGGCCGGGAUGCGCUUCUGGGACUACGGCAACGCCUUCCUGCUGGAGGCGCGCCGCGCGGGCGCCGACGUCGAGAAGGCGGGCGCCGGACCACUCGCCUUCCGCUACCCCACCUACGUGCAGGACAUCAUGGGGGACAUAUUCUCGCUGGGAUUCGGGCCUUUCCGCUGGGUGUGCACAUCUGGGCUGGAGAGCGACCUGCAGACCACGGACAAGCUCGCAAUCGAUGAACUGGAGACUCUGCUGAAAGAUGAGAGCGUGGGCUACUCGACGCGCGCCCAGUACGAGUCCAACCUGGAGUGGCUGCGGCGCGCGGAGGAGCACCGGCUGGUGGUGGGGUCGCAGGCGCGCAUCCUGUACGCCGACCGCGAGGCCCGCCGCCGCAUCGCCGCCGCCCUCAACGACGCAGUCCGCACCGGCGCCGUCAAGGGCCCCAUAGUACUCAGCAGGGACCACCAUGACGUCAGCGGCACUGACAGCCCAUUCCGCGAGACAUCCAACAUAGACGAUGGCUCUGCUUUCUGCGCAGACAUGGCCGUGCAGAACUGCAUCGGGGACGCAAUUCGCGGAGCCACCUGGGUCGCCCUGCACAACGGCGGCGGCGUCGGCUGGGGCGAGGUGAUAAACGGCGGCUUCGGCCUGCUGCUGGACGGAUCGGAGGACGCAGCGAAGCGGGCGCACACCAUGCUGGCCUGGGACGUCAGCAACGGAGUCGCUCGCAGGUGCUGGUCUGGAAACGAGCUGGCUCUGGAGGCUACGCGCGUGGCCAUGAAGUCGGACCCUCGUCUGGAGGUGACGCUGCCGCACCACGCCUCGCCUCAGCUGCUGAACACUCUCUUCCAGUGACCUGUGCCGCCGGGACUACCUCAUCGGUGUUCAGCUCACUCUAUGCUUCCUCUCACUAAUUGUCAGAAAUGUGACACUCAUAUUCCUCUGAUACAUGUGUAAUUUUUCAUUGCUUUCUUAAUCGAUUGUGAUUUAAAGAGGAAAUAGGUCUGUAUAUGAAGAAUUAUCUCGCAGCAGCGCUGUGGUAUGGUUACUGAGCUUUUUGAUACUGUACUCGUGAUGGUUUCUCUUGCUGUGAGAUCGUUCGUACAACAGUAAUUUUUAUCACAUUUUACCAUAUUUUCUUCUGGUUCCUUCUUCUGAGUUUUGGUUUGCUCUUUUGUCUUUCCGGUGCGAUGACUCAAAUAUCUGGUCUCAUAUAUCGAGGGGCUUUAAAGAGAUUUAUCCGAUAUCAAACGACUGUAUCUCCUACAUGAAUUACAGCUGUAUCAGUAUUCUUUUUCGUUUAACUCCCGUACUGUUCUUCCAGUACUUACUUUAAUGUCAGUGGCAAAAUACUGAGAUUCAAGUUACCACCCGAUAGCCUUUACAAAGCAUGAAACUUCUGCCAGCUACUAUCCUAUUUCUUCCAAAAUAUUUAAAGUCGUUGUUAAUACGUCAACUUUUACAAGCCAUAAAGUUUCUGUCAACUACUUUGCUACUUGUUCCAAACAUUCCACUACCUGGUAGCUUUUUGAAAGCAUGAAGUUCCUGCCAAUUACUUCGCUAUUUGAUCCAAGGUAUUUAAUCUCUUUGUUAGCCUGUUAGCUGUAACAAAGCAUGGGGUUUCUACCAACUACUUCGCUGAUUGUUCUAAACUGCUUUGCAAGCCACGAAGUUUCUACCAGCUUAGCACAUUGUUCCAGAUUAUUUCAUAGCCUGUUAGAUGUAACAAGGAAUGGGGUUUCUACCAACUGCUUUGCAAGCCAUGAAGUUUCUACCAGCUUAGCUCAUUGCUCCAGAUUCUUUCAUCUCGUACAUCACACGUAUAGAAGAAGAAGAAGAAGAAGAAGAAGAAGACCAUAAAUAUAUCAACUGUCCGGUUAAUUUCGCCUGCGAGUUCUCUUCCAAAUCAAUAACUUUUUUUUUUUACCACAUAAACUCUAUGUUGCUUCUUGUUAUGAACAAGUGACGCUUUUAUUUUGUUCACUUUUGCUGUCAUUGUUUUUCGAUGUCCAGAUAUAUACACAACUAAGUCUCUCUUACCUCGUGACAUACGAAGAUGGAAAGUGAUGCUGCUGUCUCUGCUUCGCUGAUUUUGCUAAGAUGGAGCGGGGUCUUUCUUAAUUUUACGCGAAUUUACUAAAAUGAAUGUUGAUGCUCUUGGGCACAAACGUUUCAAUCAAACAAAUUGUCUGAAAAAGUGCAAAUAAAAAUUCGGAGUUGUAUAUGAAGGAGUAUCCAGAUGGGACUAAUGCUUUGAAUUUGAAUCGCCUAUUUUCAGUAUUUGAUCGCAACCCCCAAUAAAUAGGGUGUUUCACAAUUUCUGUUAGAUGCUUCUAGGAGAUGUAGACGGGACAUAGUACACAAUGUUUCGAAGAAGAAUCGAUUACCGGAAAUGUACCGUGUUGAUGUAAAAUAAAUCUGAAGAUCGAAUCACUUUGAAAUCUCUCGUUUCAUAGUACAAACAUAGCGGACACAAUGGGCUCUGACCCAUGUGAUGAACAGGAACCCAUGGCAUGGGCAGUGUUCCGAGUAGUCUUCGUCGGGUUCUCCUCUACGUGUCAAAUGACGUCAUCUCCGAAGUCGGGAGUACCGCACAGCACAGUCAGCCCUCCUACAUAGUUCCAAACGUACCACUUUCAGGCAUCCCUUGUUGCAAUCGGUCGAAAAUGUUACUUUAUGUCUUAAUUACAACAGGGACUGACUCUUCUCAGUUACUGUGAGUACCGUGGGGCCGGGAAUUUGAAAGUGAGCCGUUCUUCAUAAACUGUACAGUUCCGAACUUGAGUUCCUUAUAAGAACUUUAUCUAGUAAGUCCCCUCAACAACCUGCAGAAGCCUGUUAUAGGAAUUACGAAUACCUUAUAUAAUUGUAGGGGCGCGUACCUUUAUUAAAAGGAAAACACACUUAACGCCACUAGACUUGUCGUAUUUUCACUAAGUAUUAUUUAGUAAUCAAUCACUUUUCGCCGUAUUCUGUAUAUUCAUAAAUCUCUUGUAGAAUCACGACAACUUUAACCACUUGGAAUCACACGUUUCUUUACACCACCUCCAUACACACCUCUUUCUUUAUUUUCACACAUUCGAUGUCCAGAAAAUGCUACACCAAACGUCUUCUUUUCUCUCCCUCCUUCCACUUUCCUACAACUGUCCGUUCCUCUGAUUUUACCCAGCACCUGGGCACAGCACCCACACAACAGAAAAUGUACAUGUAUAAAACAUACAUACACACACACAAAUUUACGUGUUUCAGAUAGCACAGAUAUUAAUUAAACAAAAAAUAGAAAAUAUAUAAUUAACACGACAGAAAAAUUAUGUCACACAGUGAAGAUAGAAACACUGUGUAAAUUUCAGCUUACGCAUUGUAAUACAAAGUUUUUAUUUUCAAAAUAACCAUUUUGCAACAAUUUAUAACUUUGGGGUACUUUUUAAUUUCACGUUUAGGAUCAAAGUUUUUAUUUCCCUUUCACAAACUCUCAAUUAACUUCCCCAGGACGCACGACACACAGAGACGGUAGUGAAGCUCGUCCCUUACUUUUCCGAGAAAAUCUGUAGUUAGCGCACUCGCUGCUGUUGCUAAUGCGACCUCGAAAUUCAGCUGUUGAUAGGGGGAGAGUAGACAAAUAUUUCACAAACCCUCACAAAAAGCUCACAUACGGUGAGAUCAGGCGACCCUGAGGACGAAUUCUGCAAUGUGAGAUCCAUACACCCUUUACUCUGUACGAGUUGCAGCGCCGUUCUUUAGAUGAAAAGUUGUGACUGAAGACGAGAAUGAGAAAUGUCAUCUCGACUGGGUGCAUACUGGGCAAUGAACAAGCGAUCAGGCUGGUUGCCAUAGGGAGACCCCUACUGCCAGCUUACAACUGGCAUCAAGGUGUACUCCUACAAAAGACCGCGCCUAUUCGUCAUCGCCGAUUCCGUCCAAAUUUAUGGUAUAUGCAGGGCAAGACCAAAAAUGAAAGUGGCGAGCGUGGGACCACAGAUGGCAAAGCGUUCAGAAAAAAACAGCAAUUUUGGCGCGGGGGCGACGAGGCUUGAACCGCGUAUGUUGAUGUAUUUUCCAGGCAGUGUUUGGCGCAGUGGAAAGAUUAAAGAACAGCAAUUUGAGGGUCAAAGGGUCGAGUAUGUACGGGGAAACUACUUUAUGUUUCUUUAUUUCCAGUUUCUACGUUAUUUACACUGCAAAUAAACCAAAAUAAUGCUCAAUAUAUUGUAUUGGUUAAUGUUUUCAUAAUAAGAAUGAAAAGGAAAGGGAUAGGAUAAAUCGAGAUUGCAAAUAACUUCCCGGGAAGCCAUUUUAAGGCGUACACCGGAACUUCGUAUAUAAAAUUAGAUACUUUUAUUGUUUUACAGUCGAUGAUAUACACGUGCAGGGACGAUUUUCAUCCUAAAAACAAGGUAGCAAUAAUGCUGUCGGCGUUUUGCUCACGUUAUAAACGCCACAUUUUUACAGUUACGUGGUUAUUUUAAAGUUUCUAUAGAGAAACAAACCUGGUUCACAUUCAUAGAAGAUUCUCUCUCAUCGUAAGUUUGGCAGCAGACCACGCACAACCCAAAAUUUCGCCAAAUUUGGCCACCAUAGCUGGUGACGUACAUUGUAAUGUAUUUUUAUACAGUCUUCUCAAAGCUCAAACUGAAACUUACGGAAUACGAAGUCCUGUACGUUUUAAUUACUAUGCAUUCGUGAAGUGUUAGUUGCGGAGUCCUCAUGCAUGCUAUAAGCACAAUCCUUUCUCGGAAAUUUAUUUACAACCAAUUUUUUUUUCCUCACAUCUAUAAUUCUCACGCCCAUCACUUCCAUUUCUGGCAUAGUCAUGCAGAUACCAUAAAGUUUCCAUACAAUAGGUUUAACGGGACUCAAACCUUGUAGAAGCUAUAGUUCUGUGAAAUCGGAUGAAUCUUUUUGAAACACGCUCUAUUUCCCUGUAGAGUUCGCUUAACACAGCCGACCAACUAGACCGAAUUCUACGUAAUAAAAAUCAUCUUGAACCCAAAGCGACGAACUAUAUAAUCUUCAUGAUCUCACAGACAAUACUAUCUACUCAUUAAUUCUCAGCACUGGCAAACCUGCUGAAUGAAAGAUAUCAUUCAGCUCUUAAGUAUCAUUUACUAUGGAGCUACAAAAACGACAGUUAAGCACCUUUCUGUCUCUGACAUUUACAGUUUUAGUGAUCGCGUGAGUCCUAGUUAGCUUUAGCAGAUAAGAAAUGGCAGCUCUAGCGGUUAUCAAGCAGUAUCUGAGUAAAUUUUACUCGAUAUCUGGGUAAUCCAGUUGGUGAGAUAAAGGACUUAGCGUCGCUCUCGACGUUUGUCCCUCGUCGAUUCCAAUAUCUUAAGAGAUUCUUUGACAGAUUUACUCUGCUCUCUAGAAAGACGAAGUUUGUUUAUAUUUGACAUGCGCUUACCCGUUGUGGAACUAACAGCUUAUACAAAAGGGCGUCAGCAUUUCGACUACAGCUGAUAGCAAAUCUCCUACCAUUUAGGAUAGUAUCAGUUACGUUCAUUAUGACUACUGCUUCCACCACUCGGGUCGGACUCCUCUUGUCUCAUAAUUGUUGAUAGUUCUAAAAGCAAUUACGUGGAAAAAAUAACAUACCUCUUUUAUUAACAGAGACAUUUUCGACUUUCUUCAUUUCAAAUCACACAAUAAAUUUCAUCAGUGCUAUGAACAAAAUUCUACGACGCACUUAAUAUGUUGAUCUGUCACAACAGUGGUAUCUAGACCUCUGUAGUACCUGGAGCUUUGGAUGUCAUGUUGAAUCUAUUAACAGAUUGACCGCAACUUCGUUACCGUUAUCUCCCAGCCGCUUUUACAGAGGAACCACAUUUCAGACACGUUUGGAGGUUCCGCAUUGUCAGUUUCGGACAUCUCGUGUUUUAGAUAAGAGCGCUAACACUUCAUUUAGGUAUUCUUUAAAUGCAGUAAUGCUAGAUUAUUGGAAACUUGAUAUUUGCCAAUUGCAACCUUUGAGGUCAAAAGUUCUUUGUGAUGGCAUUUCCUGUACAGUUCCACACUUUCAUACAAGCGAGCUGAUCUCCAAGUGCAUCUUCCUCUUUCUCACUCGAUGUGGCCACAUGGCAGCAUUGAUCAUUCAUCUGCAGCUCUGUGUUUACUGGUAUAUUCCAACACUUAUCUCAUUGUGAUAAAUGCUUAAAUAUCUCCUGUAAUCAUUUUAUUUCUUAAAGUACAAGAAAGGACUUGAAUCUGGGCUAGGUGAGUUUUUUCUUGACUCUCCUUUUCAUUUUAAAAAACUAGGUUGAAGUUCGUCAUAUUUAAAACUACACUUUCCAACACAUUAGCAGAUAAAUGCUAUUUGCUCAAAGACUGUUACUUUUUUACAUUGACUAAUAGGUAUAAAAGUUAAUCAGCAUUAAUGGAAAUUAACUGAUAUUACACGUGUGAAAUACUGCAUAAGCCUUUGGUAGGAAACUAAAGUUGUUAGAUUCUUUCAAGCAUAAAGGGAGAAUUAUGUGCACUUCUUAAGACUCAGUAACGUAAGGCCUACUACUCCACAGCGCAAGCGUUAAAACGAUAAGCUUACCAGUUUCAGAUCUCGACGUAACUGUUUACUACAAUCAUCUAAAUUGUCUUCGACCCAGGGUAUUCACUUUUCCCUUCCAAUCGCUAAUAUCUCUCUCUUUCUCAUACACGACACACGCAAAUUUGUCAUCUGUGUAACAUCUCACACCGCCCCGUUGGCAGGGUUUCUGCUUAUGCAAGUCCUGGUCAGCAUGUUCACUGUUCCAUAUGGAUUUUCCACACAAACUUCUGUUGGCAUUCUCUAUUCCCUGUAAUACAGUCAUGUUUCGUCGGUUCUACGGUUUUAAGAUUAUUUGUAGAUGGUCAUUUGAAAAGUACUCGGCCUCCUAUUUUCCAGCAAUCAUAUUGAUCCAUUAACGCAUCUAUACGAAAUUUUCAUAAAAAUGAUUUGUUUAAGGAAGUGCUUCUUCAUGUCCGAUAUUAUUUUAAACUAGUAGGUUUUCCGUUUGCAUUCGCCUCCUUUCUACGUCUGCUUAGUUUGUGAUAGCUCCUUUUUUUAAUUCCCAUGCUUAUUAGAACCAUGUCUUAUGAUUUAUCACACCAUCCCCAGUCUUAUAAUUCCACCUUGAUUCACGUGCCUAGCACUGAUUUUCAUCUCUGAUCUUUUUCGUGUUACAAACCCCUUUUAGUACCACUAACCUUCGUUCUAAGGCUCUUCUUAGUACGAAUGUGAAUACAGAAGUGUAUCUAUUACUGAAAUAGUGCCGCUUGCCGCCAUUGCUACAUAUAAAGGCAAAGUCCUAAACUACAGUGCGUUUCAUUAGACUAUACGUGUCAGUAAAGUCUCAUUUCUAAGUCUCAUAAACGGAGUCCAGGUGUUAAGAGACUUACGCUGAUGCAGCCACAGUUUACAUAAUAUAACCCUGAAGAACAACCUCACAUCCUGAUAUCUCACAAAUACGUGUCAGACAUUGAAAAAAGAAAGGAAAAAAAGGAAAAAAACCUUCGUCAGAAGACUUCUUUCAUAACUCUGUCAGAAAGAGAACAGGUAAAGUACAUGUUUUAUCGAUAAAAGUUUCUACCCCCUUGAAACACAGCCUUUCGAGCCAUUGUAGAUUUAAGCAAAUAUUUGUCUUGAAAUGUAGGUUGCGCUAACUAGAAGAAAUGGCAGUUUAUUGCUGCCCACUCAUUCAGCUUAUCUGAUGUUCAAUUAUUCUCAGUGAAGUGUACAUUCAGUCAAAUGAUCCAAUUUCAUUUUAAGGCAAGUACUAUAUUUCAUAUACCAGAUGCAUGGUGAGGGGAUGUGAAACGGCUUUCGUAUAAGAUGUGCUCAAACUUCGUUAGUAUAAAUGUUCUUGAACUUCCACUUUGUGUAGAUUCAAUACCUUGUCAGUUUGCUGUGUAAAUAUUUCUAAGCAUUAAGUGUUAGUUGAUUUUGUAAGUCUUGUUAAGAAUGGGGAAAACUGUGACAACAAAUAAAUAAAAGUCUUUAUAAGAAAAUA